UCACACUUGCCUCUUCCCAAAUCCAUGUUUUUUACACAAUCAAAAAAAAUUGCCUACUCAUUUCUAGAAAUCAUCGAACGUAUCCCACGAAGGCUAUAGCCGCACACGCGGCAAGCUUCUUUUGGGUCAGUUUUGGUUGAACAUUUAUAAAGGGUUGUUUACCUAAGUUGUCUUGGUGCUAGACGGAGGUUUCAAAGUUUGCCUCUUUUUACUAUGAUCUACUAUCCAUAUUCCUUCUACCUAAAACAAUCAAUGUUUUCAGAUGAUACCCAUGUGAAAAAUUCAUCGAUUUAUUGGUCUUGUUAUAAUUCUUGAAUACUUCAGUAACACACAAUUGAGCUCAGGGGGGCUAAAGAUUUCAUUUUGAUUAGGUUAUCUCGCUUUUCUUGAAAACCCAGGUAUAAAGCUGUAUGCUUUUCUUCAUUUUGGGUAUUUUGAUGUAAUUAUGAAAUUAGGGGCUGAUCCAGAUGAGUGCUAGAUCUUGUACUUGAAAUCUCAGCUUUGUUAAGUUUGAUUAUUAGCGAAAUUGGUGGAACAUUACAGUUUCUUGUUUAUGCAUUAUGCUUUUAAAUGUUGAGAAGAGCUGAAGUUUUGUGUAUUUGCAAUUGAUUGAUAGAUUGAUUUGUUGGUAUAUUGGGAAUAGUUUGAAAAUUUGAUAGAAACUAAGAUGGUUGGAUCUACGGAAGAAGUACCGAGUCAUCCUUACCCGAAUGGGUUGAUUCAAAGUACUAAUGGUUCUUCUGUGGAGGAGAAGGUUGAUGAGCUACGUCAAAUUUUUGGUAAAGCGGAUGGUGAUCCAUUGAGAAUUGUGGGUGUUGGAGCAGGAGCAUGGGGUAGUGUUUUUGUAGCAAUGUUGCAGGACGCGUAUGGUAAUCUUCGAGAGAAGGUGCAGAUUAGAAUAUGGAGGAGAGCUGGAAGAGACGUUGAUAAAGCUACUGCAGAGCAUUUAUUCGAGGUCAUCAAUUCUAGGGAAGAUGUGUUAAGGAGGCUGAUAAGACGAUGUGCAUAUUUAAAGUAUGUUGAGGCAAGAUUAGGUGAUAGGACACUACAUGCCGAUGAGAUUUUGAAAGAUGGCUUUUGUUUGAAUAUGAUUGACACACCCCUUUGUCCUUUAAAGGUAGUCACCAAUUUGCAGGAGGCUAUGUGGGAUGCUGAUAUUGUCAUUAAUGGUUUGCCAUCAACAGAAACCAGGAAUGUAUUUCAAGAAAUUAGUCGGUAUUGGAAGGAACGUGUUACUGUUCCAGUCAUUAUAUCCUUGGCAAAGGGAAUAGAGGCUGAACUAGGGCCUGAACCCCGCAUUGUUACCCCAACACAAAUGAUUAACAAAGCAACUGGAGUUCCAAUUGAAAACAUCUUGUAUCUUGGUGGACCUAAUAUUGCAUCAGAGAUUUAUAAUAGAGAAUAUGCCAAUGCUCGGAUAUGUGGAGCUGAGAAAUGGCGGAAAGCACUAGCGAGAUUUUUGAGGCAGCCACAUUUUAUUGUAUGGGACAAUGGUGACUUGGUAACUCAUGAGGUCAUGGGUGGUCUAAAGAAUGUAUAUGCCAUUGGAGCUGGUAUGGUAGCAGCUCUUACUAAUGAAAGUGCCACGAGCAAGUCAGUAUACUUUGCACAUUGUACAUCUGAGAUGAUAUUCAUUACACAUCUCCUGGCUGAAGGACCCGAGAAGCUUGCAGGUCCACUUCUGGCUGAUACAUAUGUGACCCUGUUGAAAGGUCGUAAUGCUUGGUAUGGCCAAAAGUUAGCCAAAGGGGAAAUAAACCUUGAUAUGGGUGACAGCAUCAAGGGAAAGGGGAUGAUACAGGGAGUUUCAGCAGUAAAAGCCUUCUAUGAGCUACUCAGUCAGUCCAGUUUAAAUAUUUUUCAUCCUGAUGAAAACAAACAUGUAGCUCCUGUUGAACUUUGUCCUUUAUUGAAGACAUUGUACAAAAUACUGAUAAUGAGGGAGGUUUCAUCAGAGGCGAUUCUUCAGGCCUUGAGAGAUGAAACUAUGAAUGAUCCACGUGAUCGUAUUGAAAUUGCACAAAGUCAUGCCAUCUACAGACCUUCAUUACUUGGACAGUAGCCUUGAUUAAGGGACCUUUGCACACCACCAUCACAUACUAUUCGACCAUCGUAAUUCUUUCUUUGGCAGUGAAGUUGCCUAUGAAAUUAGGUGUUGUAUGUUCAGUCAAUUUUGUAAUAUGGUCUUAGACAAUUGGUUAUCAGAACGUGCUAUCUUGAAGUAUGAGAAUUGUUGUUGUAUCAUGUUCUUUUAUUUAUUCAAUCUUUCACUUUA
Solanum dulcamara is the source of this 2275-nucleotide messenger RNA. RefSeq names its product probable glycerol-3-phosphate dehydrogenase [NAD(+)] 1, cytosolic. The record is from RefSeq and is a predicted model, not a curated record. Gene Ontology annotation, cellular component: cytosol; glycerol-3-phosphate dehydrogenase (FAD) complex. The transcript is spliced from 5 exons. The coding region runs from base 668 to 2062 and encodes 464 amino acids. Lineage: Eukaryota; Viridiplantae; Streptophyta; Magnoliopsida; Solanales; Solanaceae. Gene Ontology annotation, molecular function: NAD binding; glycerol-3-phosphate dehydrogenase [NAD(P)+] activity. Gene Ontology annotation, biological process: carbohydrate metabolic process; glycerol-3-phosphate catabolic process.